CCAAACUGAGCUUGUUAGUAAAUUGUUAUGGAAAACAGUUUGUGGAAAAUGAGUUCGACUACUCCGUUGGCUACGUUAAUUUAGAAAUUAGCUAAUGGCAUGUCCAUGUAGACAGAAAAGUACAAGAAUCUUGCAACCCAUAUUCUAUACUGCCAGAAAGGAAACGAGCUAACGUUAUCUAGCUGUAAUAUUUUGCACGGGAGCAUCUUUGGCCCGGUAUUCAUUUAUACUUAACAUUGGACGAACACGAGUACGGACAACAGAAAUUGUGUCUAGCUGCAGUGGUGUAUCGGUUAGACUAGAUAGGUUAACCCAAAAGCAGGCAGAGCUGCCAGAAUCCAGAGCCAAGAAGCAGAGAGCCAAGCCAGGCUGAGCCAAACUGUAUUGGACUGACCCCAGGCAAAGGGACAGUGCCCGGGGCUAGAGGAGUAGAGCAGACUGAAGAAGGGAAGCUGUGAGGAAAGGCAAAGGGGGAUCUGUGAUUGUACUGGGCAGAGCUGUGGGGUUGGAGCUGACAUGGCCGGGUUCCUGGAUAACUUCCGGUGGCCGGAGUGCGAAUGCAUCGACUGGGCAGAGAGGCGCAACACCGUGGCCUCCAUUGUCGCUGGAGUGCUGUUCUUCACUGGCUGGUGGAUCAUGAUAGACGCUGCAGUGUCUUAUCCGAAGCCGGAGGAUCUGAACCACGCAUUUCACACGUGCGGCGUCUUCUCCACGCUGGCCUUCUUCAUGAUUAAUGCUGUUUCCAAUGGCCAGGUUCGGGGGGAUACCUAUGGAGAGGGCUGCUUUGGCCGGACAGGGGCACGUCUCUGGCUCUUCAUUGGCUUCAUGAUGAUGUUUGGCUCUCUCAUCGCCUCUAUGUGGAUCCUUUUUGGGGCCUACGUUGCAUCUUCAGCACCCAGUAAGUCUGUGUGCCUGCCUGGGCUUGCAGUGUUUUUUCAGAACGCCUUGAUAUUUUUCAGCACACUAAUCUACAAGUUUGGGAGGACAGAGGACCUGUGGGGCUAGAGCAGCUGCCUCUACCAAGAUUUUUCAACAUCCACUCUGCCCCUCUACUCCCCUCCUCCAACCUCUUCUCCCCUCCUCUUCUCUUGUGUUGAUCUAACUUACCCCUCCCUGGACUCACCUGCAUGGACUGAGUUCUGGGGCCAGAUGUUCUUGUGGAUGCCACUGCAGGUGUUUCAGUGGACCAAUUUCUCUUGACACUGUGGACCAAUCCCCCACCGGCCAAGUACCUCAGACAUGUGCCACCACCAUUCAAACUAACACCUGUGCCCCCAGGGCAUCAGCCGAAAUGCCAAACCCAAAAAAAAAAAAAAUAGUUUUUGCGCUAUGUUCAUACAACAGCACUGUUACUCUGAGAAAAAGCAAAGCUUAGUGCGUAUUUUAUUAAUAAUAAAAUAAUAUAUAUGGCAAUUUACGGAAUGAAAUUAAAGGGAAACAUGGAGUGCAACAUUCUGUGUUAUGCUGUAGAGGAACAGAUUUAGAUAUUUUUAAGUAUUAAAUAAGUGACUACGAAGUGAGAAGGUAGUGAACUGUUCCAUACUACUGGACCUCUGCCUGAGUGAAAAUUUGGCAAGUCUGGCUCCAUAAAAACGUCUAUGUAGAAGAUCAAAA
This is a messenger RNA of Anguilla rostrata (American eel), 1614 nucleotides long. Its product is annotated as transmembrane protein 50B. Gene Ontology annotation, biological process: late endosome to vacuole transport via multivesicular body sorting pathway; protein targeting to vacuole. The transcript is spliced from 7 exons. The coding region runs from base 517 to 1005 and encodes 162 amino acids. Lineage: Eukaryota; Metazoa; Chordata; Actinopteri; Anguilliformes; Anguillidae. The record is from RefSeq and is a predicted model, not a curated record.